Molecule: messenger RNA, 1857 nt
Organism: Suillus bovinus
Lineage: Eukaryota; Fungi; Basidiomycota; Agaricomycetes; Boletales; Suillaceae
Product: poly polymerase catalytic domain-containing protein
Exons: 21
Coding region: 1-1857 (618 amino acids)
Molecular function (GO): NAD+ poly-ADP-ribosyltransferase activity
Source: RefSeq, a predicted model, not a curated record
AUGCCUCGCAAGAAAGCCGUCUCCUCCACCGACGUCACAGGCGUUCCAAAGCCAGUGUCACCUCGGUCUACUAGGGCUGGUACGAAGCAGGCAAACGCUGCACCUGCUUCCACUGCAGCUUCAGUAUCCCAACCAGCAAAACCCGUCUCCAAACCAAAAUCAUCCAAGGCGAAGCGCGUCCGCGACGACGACGACGGCGAAGAUGUCGCCCCUUCUAAAAUUGCCAAGCUGAAUAAGGACGAUGACACAAGUGUUAAAAAGGCCGACAACGAAGGGAAGAAGAUGGCAAGUAUUCCCGUCACUGUCGUGAAACGAGGUGCUGCUCCGGUAGAUCCAACGUCCGGUUUCACUUUAACACAUCAAGUUUACUCGAAUGCUGAAAGUGUUUGGGAUGCAAUGCUCAACCAAACUGAGGUUGGCUCUAACAAGAAUAAAUUCUAUGUGAUACAACUGCUGCAUCCUAUUGGCAAUGAUACCCAAUGCUCCCUCUUUACGCGUUGGGGCCGCGUUGGUGAGAAUGGUGCAAGCCAAACCAAGGGACCGUGGCCAUCUGCUUCUGCCAUUAACGAGUUUAAGAAGCAGUUCAGGUCGAAAUCCGGCGUUGCAUGGCCCCAACGCUUUGGCAUGGUGGCUGCGAAGGGGAAAUAUACAUGGCUAGGUAGACGCAGUUCGAUGAAGAUAGCAAGGCGGAAAGUAGUGGUAGCAUUCCCCAAAGAAGAUGAACCUGUUCCGGAUUCCAAGUUAUUACCUGAGUUGCAGGCAUUCUGCAAUCUCAUCUUCUCAUACAAACUCAUUGAUGCUCACUUGUCAUCGAUGAAUUACGACGCCAAUAAGCUUCCCCUUGGCAAACUCGCGAAGUCAACUAUUCUCAAUGGAUUUGCGGCAUUGAAGAAACUUGCGGAAGCGAUAGAAUAUCCGGACGGCGAUAUGGCGAAGUCUCUGGGUGGCUUUCAAAACGCCUGUGAAACGCUUACUUCGGAAUACUAUUCCAUCAUCCCUCAUGUGUUCGGGCGUACGAGGCCCACUGUAAUCAGGGAUCAGGACCUUUUGAAAAGGGAACUGACCCUUGUCGACGCUCUGGGAGACAUGGAAAUCGCUCAUAAACUCAUAAAUAACUCCACCAAUGUUGAUGACGAUGGGAAGCCACUUAACCCGCUGGACGCGCACUUCCGUUCGCUGGGUCUCAGUUCAAUGGACCCUAUCGCUCGAAACAGUUCUGAAUUCAAGGCUCUCGCACACUACACAUCCGACACACAUGGACAGACGCAUCACUUCAGGUCGGAGAUUUUACAUGCAUUCAGGGUGGAGAGAGGGACAGAGACUUCUGCAUGGCUCGCGAAGGGUUACGAUAAGCUUCCUGCUGGUGAUCGGAUGCUCUUGUGGCACGGUUCCAGGACGACCAACUUCGCUGGUAUCCUCAAACAGGGCCUUCGGAUCGCCCCUCCGGAGGCGCCCGUUACGGGCUACAUGUUCGGCAAAGGUGUCUACUUUGCAGAUAUGAUGUCAAAAUCUGCAGGCUACUGCUACGCUAGUUUGAGUAACAAAAUCGGCGUGUUACUCCUCUGUGAGGUGGCUGUAAAACCGUUCCUCGAGAUGAACAAUGCAAAUUACAAUGCAGAUGAAGAUUGCAAGAAAAGCCAGAAAUUGGCGACAAAAGGGGUAGGGAUAACACAACCUACCAAUUGGCAAGAUGCUGGUAUAGCGCUUGGCCACAAAGAACUUGAGGGCGUUUACAUGCCCAAGGGAGAGGCAUCGCAGAUCAGCCCCCCUGGUGCAUUCCUUAUGUACAACGAGUACAUCGUUUAUGACCCAUCCCAGAUUCGCUUGAGGUACUUGCUUAUGGUAAAGAUGGAUUGA